Molecule: messenger RNA, 2590 nt
Organism: Daphnia carinata
Lineage: Eukaryota; Metazoa; Arthropoda; Branchiopoda; Diplostraca; Daphniidae
Exons: 4
Coding region: 16-2256 (746 amino acids)
Biological process (GO): cell redox homeostasis; cellular response to stress; removal of superoxide radicals
Cellular component (GO): cytosol
Molecular function (GO): thioredoxin peroxidase activity
Source: RefSeq, a predicted model, not a curated record
CAAUCGUUCCCCAAAAUGAGUAGCAUGGUGGACAAGCAAGAAAUCAUCGACAUGAUCAGGCUGAAAUCGCCUCGGCUGGAACUCGUCUCGUUCGAAGCGGGUAAAUCGGAAGCGUGGCGUUGGUUCAAACGUGUACGAGUCGACGGUGCUGUUUUGCCUUAUGCCGUUUGCAACGGAUGCUUCAAACCCGUUCACUACACCCCUAGAGAUGGUACGGGUGGCUUGAGACGGCAUGCUUGCCCACUCACGGUGGCAAUGGCUCAAGCCAAAUCGGGUUUGGUCCAAUCCAAAACGCCUUCACCCAACAGCGGAGCGAGAAAACAAAAUCGAAACGGUUCGGGAGCGGCUACUCCCGAUAACAACGGAACAUCAACGUCGUCAGUGGCGUCAUCUCCUCGGUCUAGAAAUGGUGGUGGUGGUGGCAACAAUCCUCGACGUUCGGCAACCGUCCCCGUCAGCUUGACCAUGUGGGCCGCAGAAAAAGGCCUGAUGGAUUUGAGCAAUUCGGCCGGAUUGCCAUCUGGCGGGUUGUCGAUUGCCAGCGCUUUCGCCGCCCUCCAGGGCAUCGUCCCGCGAUGUUCCCCCUACCUCACCUCAUCCUCUUCCUCGGCGAACCCUCAGGCGCAUCAGCAACUACUGCAGCUCCCGCCGAUCUCUGAACACCACCCCCUACACCACCAUCGCUCCAACGGUUCGCCCAAGAUGGCCGACUCUGCACUCGAUUUGGCCAUGAAAAAAUCAUCAUCGCCUACCGAGGAACUCGAACGUGAUGAUGACGAUGAUGAAACAACUAUUCCUUCAGAAGGACGUAAAGCUCAAAGCAUUGUCGAUCACAUUUUGCUCAAUAUUAGCCACCAAGCUAAAUUAGAGCAAUCUGUCAAUGGCGGAUCGUCUUCCACCACUAUCAAAGACGCCAAUCAAAAUGAACAAACAUCGCGAUUUUCUAUUGUUCCUGCAUCACGUUCUUCUUCGGGAUCUACACGAAGGCCGAGAAAGAGAUCGAAUCCCGAUCGUGCCAUCCCUUCUAAUCGUACGUUUGGUAGUAAUGGCAGCUCAAAUGGUGGCAGUCAUCAUCCCGACAUUGAAGCCAAUUUACAAAUGCUGGCUCAUGUCGCCAACGAACCGCCCGCCGUCAAGCGUGAGAGAAUCUCCAGUCCCGUCGAUCUCGACAGCUAUCGCUAUCAGAGUAGGUCCAACUUUGUUAAAUCAUUUGUUGAGGCUAUUAUUGACGGCGUCUCUCCAUUAGUGAACGGAGGCCAGUUGACGCCGACCAGCCAGCAUUCCGUACCUAGUCCCGCCGACGAAGAUGGCGACCAUCCGGCCAGCACAAGCUCUGCCGGUUCUUCCACUUCCCGCAAAUCGGGUACCUCAUCGCCUGCUCAAUUCGCUCAUCACGUACCUGCUCAUCUUACUGUGCCAUCAUCCGCUGCUGAAAAUAAUAAUAAUUCUACGACAUCGUUGGUCAGCUAUGCUCAUCCUUCAAGUCCGACUGUAUUGUCCAAGCCCGUCGAAAGCUUUGUGGCCGCCAUGCACCAAGUUCUACAAGGCUCGCCCCAGUGUUCGUUAGCCGACGCCGCUCAACUCAUUCAGCUCAAUGAUCUCACCACGUGCCUUCACUCGCUCCUCGAUCUUCACAAAAAGUCCCUCGUUGCUUCUGAAUUGAAAAUGCCAGUCCCUGAUCUGCAGAAACCUGCUCCUAUUUUCAAAGGUACCGCAGUUGUGGAUGGACAGUUCAAGGAAAUCUCACUUGAAGACUACAAGGGCAAAUAUGUCAUCUUGUUCUUCUACCCCCUUGACUUCACCUUUGUUUGCCCAACUGAAAUUAUUGCCUUCUCUGACCGCGCUGACGAGUUCCGCAAAAUCAACUGCGAACUGAUCGCAUGCUCGACCGACAGUCACUUUUGCCACUUGGCUUGGGUCAACACUCCGCGCAAGCAGGGUGGUUUGGGUUCCCUCAACAUUCCUCUGUUGGCUGACAAGUCGGCCGCCAUCUCCAAGUCGUAUGGAGUUUACAAGGAGGACGAGGGCCUAACUUUCCGUGGCCUUUUCAUCAUCGACGAACAGCAAAGACUUCGUCAAGUCACCAUUAACGAUCUACCUGUCGGUCGCAGCGUUGACGAAACUCUGCGUCUAGUCCAAGCUUUCCAGUUUACAGACAAACAUGGAGAAGUUUGCCCUGCUGGCUGGACUCCUGGCAAGAAAUCCAUGAAGGCUGAUCCGGCUGGAAGCAAAGAAUACUUUGAAGCCUCACACUGAAAAAAUUCUGUCCUCUAUACCUGACUUCGGAUAUUCCGCAACUUUAUCUAUUUUGUCUUUUUUUUUCACCUGCCACUCUGGCCUAUUUGUAGUAUCUAGAUCGAAAUAUCAAAUCACCUUGUUAUUACAUGGGUUUAAAAUGAGAGUAAUCAUUCCUAGAAAGAAAGAGAGAAAGGCUCGGUGGCGGAAACGGUUGCCUAAACAUUGUUUUAUGUGAUGGUGCAAAUUUCCGCCAGCUAUGUCUUUGAUUUGUGGCCUACUUUAUAUUUGGUGAUGUAGCAGCUGUGAAAAUGGAAGGAAUGCGAAUAAACAAAACAUAUUCAACCCGUAAGAA